This is a messenger RNA of Seriola aureovittata, 1932 nucleotides long. Its product is annotated as myelin basic protein-like. The record is from RefSeq and is a predicted model, not a curated record. Lineage: Eukaryota; Metazoa; Chordata; Actinopteri; Carangiformes; Carangidae. Gene Ontology annotation, biological process: myelination. Gene Ontology annotation, cellular component: cell periphery; internode region of axon; neuronal cell body. The transcript has 7 exons. Bases 20 to 385 code for a protein of 121 amino acids. Gene Ontology annotation, molecular function: structural constituent of myelin sheath.
ACCAACUACUGCUACCACCAUGGCAUCUGCAAGCUCCGCACAGACCGCCUUCGGGUUGGGCCGCAGGAAGAAGAACCCCGGCCUCCUGGAUCAGAUCGGAAAGUUCUUUGGAGGGGACAAGAAGAGGAAGAGCAAGGGAUCUUUCCGAGGUGCUCUCUCUCCAGGUCCUCAGAAAGCCUCUGCGACUUCCCCACGUAAGCGUGGAGCAGAGAACGCUGUGGUCCAUUUCUUCCGCACGAUCGUGUCCCCUGCCCCUCCUAAGUCCAGGUGGAGAGGACUAGCAGCCAAGAUAGGCCUGGGCGACCAGAAGUCACAGUCCGCUAAAGGCAAGAAGGCCAGUGCAGGGGAUGGCAAAGGCACCCUGACUAGGAUCUUCAAAAUGUGAUGAUAUCAGCAGCAGAGGAAGCAGGAGUGCUUCUCCAGCCAAACGCUGAGGUCCCUCUCCACACCCCCUUCCAACAGCACGAGGGCAGAUGUUCAAGAACACGGGACUAAAGUGGGGGAAAAAAAAGAGGAAGAAAAGGAGGAAAUCUUAUCACCCCUUACACUCACCUUCCCCUCCGCCUCUAAUAACACUCUAAUGUUCGCUAAAUCCCUCAUCUCUCCUGUUCCCCUCCCAUCCCUUUGGCUGGUAGAUAGCGACACAAUCUGUUGCCCCCCCCUCCCCCUUCCCAAUCCUCACCCACCCUUGCAUGCGUUGUGCUGAGUCUGUGCAGUCAUCAUCAUUGGUGUGAACUGUUUGCUGAAGUUGAUCCUGAAGCCGCUCACAUGUGCAGCCUGAAUGACCCCCUGACCCCUGCCAUGGCUCUCUCUCUCUCUCUAUCUCUCUCUCUCUCUUCAUAUAUACUUGUGCUUAAGUUUCUGUGGACGUCUCUCAUAGUUUCUCUAACAAAAGGUGGCUGAACUGAAGCAGACCUGGAGUUCUCGAAAGCUAAGGCCGGUGCGAGUCCGACUGACUCGACCGUCAUUGCCGUUUGCUGAUUGGAUGAAAAGGCCGGGCUGUUUCUGUUUUAGUAAAGAGCGAUUUUCUGUCUCGUCACACUGUCUUUUGUCGUUCCCUCGAACUUUCUCCCCCUGCACCCGAACAUAAACCUGUGUUUGAGUUUUGUUUUGUAAUAGAUUUAACAGAUUUUACAUUAUUAUGAGAGCCAUUUUGGUCUUUGUGUGUUUUCAUUCAACUCUUGUGUCUUAGCUGUAGUUAAGUGUCCUGUCCUGAAUGUGAUGUUGAUCUAUGUUUGUCAUUAAGGCUGUCUGUGGAUUUUGUGGUAAAAGUUAAAUUUCUAAACUUUCUAAAUCAAUUUUCUGCAAUAGUCACUGAAAGAAGCAGAGGAGUUUCUAAUGCAUCUGUAACUAAAUUAUUUCGUAGUGCACUAUUUUCCACUUUUAAAGCCUUCAGACCCUGAAUCUGAAACAUAAAGCCAGAUUCAGACCAUUCAUCUAUGCUUUAGUGUAGUCUCUUCUUUGUCUUUGUAUGCACAGCACAGAUUCUGUAAAUGCCUUUCCUCCUGACUACCAAAAAAACAAUGUGCUGUGUUUCCAUUUUGUGAAUAAUAAAAAACAAAAAAAACAACACAAUUUCAAAAAGGUGCUCUGUAACUAACUAUGUAUUUACAAAUUAUAAGUUGUUACUUGAGAAUGUGCAAAAGUUUUCUGGCACCAAGUCAGUCAAAGAAAAGCUCAGCACUACCACUUGUGCUGUUCCCAACAUCCAUCUUUCAAAAAGCCGGCAUGCGUGAUGCGUAGCGUCCAUCUCUCCUACUGUUUGUGUGUGCUUGAGCCUCUUGAGUGCUGUGUAGUGGUUUUUGUUGUUUUUUUUUUCUGAAUGGAUCCUGUGAAUGAAUGUAAAGAUCCUCCUCAUUAUUGUAUGUGUAAUAAAACAUGACCAGCCACUUAACUGAGAAUAAAAAAUAAAAAAUUAUAAAACCAGCUCUA